Molecule: messenger RNA, 1710 nt
Organism: Peromyscus leucopus (white-footed mouse)
Lineage: Eukaryota; Metazoa; Chordata; Mammalia; Rodentia; Cricetidae
Gene: Gas8
Product: growth arrest specific 8
Exons: 9
Coding region: 392-1579 (395 amino acids)
Biological process (GO): flagellated sperm motility
Cellular component (GO): microtubule; Golgi apparatus; motile cilium
Molecular function (GO): microtubule binding; small GTPase binding
Source: RefSeq, a predicted model, not a curated record
UUUGAGAAAUUUCUUAAAAGGAUCCAGGAGUUGCUGAACAAAUAUAAUUGUUUUGUUCUUUGCCAAAUUUGAGAGACUUUUGGUGCUUUCUGUCUCUGGAACCUUCCUGCUUUGUGUUUUAAGUUUAGUAAAACGACUCCUUCCUUUUUUUUCCCCCUGCUUCCCUUGAUCCACACCCUCUGGUGGUGGACGGCUCCUGUGGUGCCUCACUUGAUGCACUGUGCCCGGUUAGGUAGAGGAACAUGUCGCCCGCAUCCGGGAGGAGCUGGACCGAGAGCGAGAGGAGCGCAACUACUUCCAGCUGGAGCGUGACAAAAUCCACACCUUCUGGGAGAUCACAAGGAGGCAGCUGGAGGAGAAGAAGGCUGAGCUCCGGAACAAAGACCGCGAGAUGGAGGAGGCAGAGGAGAGGCACCAGGUGGAGAUCAAGGUGUACAAGCAGAAAGUAAAGCACCUGUUGUAUGAGCACCAGAACAACCUGGCGGAGGUGAAGGCUGAGAGCACUGUGGUCAUGAAGCUGGCCCAGAAGGAGCACCGCGCUCAGGAGGGCACACUGCGGAAGGACAUGAGGUCGCUCAAAGUGGAGCUCAAGGAGCAGGAGCUGGCUAACGAGGUGGUGAUAAAGAACCUGCGUCUGAAACAUGCUGAGGAGAUCACCAAGAUGCGAAAUGACUUUGAAAGGCAAGUUCGAGAAAUCGAGGCCAAGUACGACAAGAAGAUGAAGAUGCUGAGGGACGAGCUUGACCUUCGGAGAAAGACCGAGAUCCAUGAGGUGGAGGAGAGGAAGAACGGCCAGAUCAGCACGCUGAUGCAGCGCCACGAGGAGGCCUUCACUGAUAUCAAGAACUACUACAAUGACAUCACUCUUAACAACCUGGCCCUAAUCAAUUCCCUCAAGGAGCAAAUGGAGGACAUGCGGAAGAAGGAGGAGCACCUGGAGAAGGAGAUGGCGGAGGUGUCUCUGCAGAACAGGCGGCUGGCAGACCCUCUGCAGAAAGCCAAGGAUGAGAUGAAUGAGAUGCAGAGGAGACUUGGGAGCUAUGAAAGGGACAAGCAGAUCCUGGUUUGUACAAAGGCACGUUUAAAGGUUACCGAGAAAGACCUGAAAGACCUUCAGUGGGAGCACGAGGUCCUGGAGCAGCGGUUCAUCAAGGUGCAGCAGGAGAGAGACGAGCUCUAUCGCAAGUUCACUGCAGCCAUCCAGGAGGUGCAGCAGAAGUCCGGCUUCAAGAACCUAGUAUUGGAGCGUAAACUGCAGGCGCUGAACGCCGCUGUGGAGAAGAGGGAGGUGCAGUUCAAUGAGGUGCUGGCAGCCUCCAACUUGGAUCCUGCCGCACUGACGCUCGUGUCCCGGAAACUUGAGGAUGUUCUAGAAUCAAAGAAUACCACCAUCAAGGACUUACAGUAUGAGCUGGCCCGGGUCUGCAAGGCCCACAAUGACCUGUUGCGUACGUAUGAGGCGAAGUUACUGGCCUUCGGGAUCCCACUGGACAAUGUGGGGUUCAAGCCCCUGGAGACAGCAGUGAUCGGACAGACACUGGGACAGGGCCCUGCAGGACUUGUGGGUGCCCCGACAUAGCUACCUUCUGGGGGCUUUUACCUUUAGAGCUGGCCUGUCCCACUUUCCAAAUGAUACCCAUUCUCCUUCAAGAACAGCAAGUUUUUGUUUUGUAGACUUCAUCAUCAGCAAUGAAAGCUUUUCCACAUUUC